Molecule: messenger RNA, 981 nt
Organism: Kluyveromyces lactis
Lineage: Eukaryota; Fungi; Ascomycota; Saccharomycetes; Saccharomycetales; Saccharomycetaceae
Exons: 1
Coding region: 1-981 (326 amino acids)
Source: RefSeq, a predicted model, not a curated record
AUGACUAUUCCACAGCCAGAUAUCUCCACAAAUUACGGUAGUAGUGAGUUGGAGAGUUCUAUUACUUCCGCCACACCAUCACAAGUGGUAGUUUCUUCACAAACCACCCAAGGAGAUGACGAAAAAACAAUUACGUACCAACCAAUGACAUCCCAAACAGAUGGGACUACAAGUUCCGAGAUUACAGCGGCUUCAAGUUCAACAACUAUUGCUGAACCUCCACAACAAACACAAACACAGACAUCGGAUUCGUUCACCGUAGUGUCGGGAUCAACAACAUCUAUUGCAAAGUCUGCUUCCGAAGAAGGAAGUUCGACUACUGAUAUUGUUCCUUCAGGAAGUGCAUACACCCUAAGCACGGUUACUACAACCAUCUCUGGAACAGUGACAACCUACACAACAACAUGUCCAUUAAGUUCGAGCUCUAGUACAGAUGUAGUGACAUCGGAGGGUGUUCCAUCUUCAGAGGCUUAUACUUUGAGCACGGUUACCACUACUAUCUCCGGUACAGUGAUGACAUACACAACAUCAUGUCCACCAAGUUCAAGCUCUAGUGUUGUUGUUGGCUCGUCAGAAGAGGGUACUACAUCAGUGCCAACUACAAGUGUGACAUCAUUACAAACCACUGAAUCAGCUGGCAACCCAGUUGGUCCAUCAUCUCAAUCCGGAUGGUCUACUGUUUCUUCUUCAAGCAGCAGCAUUAAUACCCCAGAAGCUUCCACACCAGGGACUCCAGAAGUUUCUAAAACUUCAGUUAGCGAACAGGUUGCAACACAUUCCACCAACUAUCAAUCAAUUAAUACAUCCACAGGCUCAGAGUCAUCCUCAUCGACAACAUCUCCUGCAGAAACCCCUCUACCACAAGUAUCCAUUGUGACCAUCAGCAGUCAAACAUCUGCUGUCUUCCAAACAAUGUAUGAAGGUAAGGCAAGCAAACUAUCUAUUUCCCCUUUUGUCGCUCUUGUUCUAGCUUUCUUAUAA